Messenger RNA from Guyanagaster necrorhizus, 1326 nucleotides. RefSeq lists its product as uncharacterized. The record is from RefSeq and is a predicted model, not a curated record. Bases 301 to 1260 code for a protein of 319 amino acids. The transcript has 2 exons. Lineage: Eukaryota; Fungi; Basidiomycota; Agaricomycetes; Agaricales; Physalacriaceae.
ACGCUGGAGAUGGUGGCGGCGUUGGUGCUUUCGACAUUCGCCGUCGCGGUGGUAACUUGUGUGUUCGUAGUUAGGCGGGUGUCCAGACCAUCCCGUGGUUCCUUUUCCUCUACUCCCGCCAACCGCCAAUCGCCUUUUCUCGUCACUCGCCCAAGCUCUUGGGAUCGCUUCUUCGAUCUGCUCAUCCUCCUUUCCGUCAUGGGAAUGGCCACCACUUGCGGUCUCUUUGUUCUGCACAACCUUGACUCCGGCGUACCUCCUUCCGCCCUCGACUUACCUCUCCCAACCCUUUGAUGAUAUAUGUCAAUAUGUCGCAAUCAUGGCUAUCCUUGCGAUUGUUCUGACUGUAUCGUUCUUCUCAUGGAGGAAGGUGCCUCGAGGCGGGGUCGUAGAUAUGCCCACGGCGGAUUGUGUAGAGCACGGCGCAGGUUCACUGCUAGCUUUAAAUCGCGAAAUAAAGAGCAAUAUGGCAUCCCUCCCAUUUCUCAACCUUACCGAUUUUCCCUGAAUAUUCCUCAGGCCCAGGCCUUUGGUGCACUGGCUAACAUCUAUAUGUUGCAGGACACAUCUGUGACUAGCGAGUCGAUUUCGGCACAGGCGAUCCUCAGCUUGUAUGCCAUGAUCCCGGAGCUGAACUCGACAUCGUGUACCAUGAGUGAGGACAUCGCCGUAGGCCAUGAUACCCUCAACUCUGCAGACUUUUAUAUUAGCUUAGCAUCGAGCCUUGAUGUAAGUGCGAUGCAGAACAUAUGUACAAUGAUCGCUCAAUUUCAUGUACCUACGGAUGACCGAUACGAUCUCUUUCUAUCUGUAGACAAUCUCGCGCAGGACGAUGCCUGUCAUAAAUUGUGCCGAGCAGUAUACGAGGAGUUCGCAGCGGACGCUGAAGAGCAGCCAUACGACCCUUCGAAACGACUCGACCCGGACGCAUCUUUUGUUAUCCCCAAUGAUGGCUCUGACAGGUGGUCGAAGCAUCGUUCUACCUCGCCCUUGACCUUGCAGCGAAACGGUGUUCGCCCUCCUCGGCGGUUGGCCGAAAGAGGAGAUGAAAACAAUGCAGCCUCGACCUCCUCGAAACCAGAUUUAGAAGAUGAAGGAAAUUCGAGCUUCAUUCGAGGCGCCGAGAACGAAGGAUUCGAUGAAGCUGACACGGGAUUCUACGUAGAAGAGGAUGAGAUGGAGGAAGAUAUGAGCUUCGGUUUCGUCCUUUCCGAGGGAAGUGGUAUCUCCUUCACCUGGGUGGUGAUGGCCAUAAAGUAGGCGAAGACGAAAUGAACACGGCAUUCGUUGAAGAUGAACGUCCGUCUGCUGAAGACGAAGAGGAAG